Molecule: messenger RNA, 1952 nt
Organism: Malus domestica (apple)
Lineage: Eukaryota; Viridiplantae; Streptophyta; Magnoliopsida; Rosales; Rosaceae
Product: cytochrome P450 714A1-like
Molecular function (GO): heme binding; oxidoreductase activity, acting on paired donors, with incorporation or reduction of molecular oxygen; monooxygenase activity
Source: RefSeq, a predicted model, not a curated record
CGCUCUCAUUGGUCAGUAGGUCACAGUGCAAUUUGAAAUUCUCCUCCACUCUAUAAAUCGCAGAAGUUGAGGAAGUAUUAAGCUGUAAUAAAAAUCUAGAGAAAGCUAGAUGGCAGAGGGUUUUGAUCAGGUAGUAGUGAUAUGUUGGUCACUUGUGUUGAUCGGUGUUUUGAGUGUGGUGAUGCGAUGGCUUAAGGAGAUGUGGCUGAAGCCUGCAAGGAUUCGAUCAGUGCUUUGGAGCCAAGGCAGAGGGCCACCAACUUCCUUCAUUGUUGGGAACAUCCCAGAGAUGAAGAAGAUUCAGUCCACCAUCAAAGUCAACCCGAAACCAUCUGAUGCUAAACGUGUGCACCACGACUGGAUUCCGUCAUGCUUUCCUUAUCUUCAACGAUGGGAGCAGGAGUAUGGUUCAGUAUACAUGUACUCAACUGGGAGCAAGCAACACAUGUAUGUGAGCGAUCCCAAGUUGAUAAGGGAGCUGAAACUGCACAACUCCUUGGAUUUGGGUAGACCCACAUAUCUGAGUAAGUCAAUGCAGCCCUUGCUAGGUGACGGCGUUAUCCGGGCGAAUGGGCAUGAAUGGGCUUACCAGAAGAAACUCAUUGCUCCUGAGUUCUUCCUUGACAAGGUUAAGGGUAUGGUGAGUCUGAUGGAGGAAUCUACAAUGGCAACGAUUAAGAAAUGGGAGAGCCAUACGCGUGAAAGUGAGGAAGGCAUUGCUGAAAUCACAGUUGAUGAGGAUUUGAAAAGCCAAUCUGCUGAUAUCAUAUCAAGAGCUUGUUUUGGUAGCUCUUAUUCCCAAGGCAACGAGAUUUUUUCAAAGAUUGCUAUCCUUCAGGAUGCCUUGUCUCAUCCAAGCUUGCUCUUUGGGUUUCUCAAUUUUAGAUUCCUUCCCACGGAAAAUGACAAAAAAGUAAGGACUUUAAGAAAAGAGGUGGAUUCUUUGUUGCUCAAAUUAGUGAGGGAUCGCCAAAAGAAAAUCCAAUUGGGUGGUGCAUCUGAAAAGGACCUAUUACAAAUGAUACUUGAAAGUGCUGCUACUAGCACUGAAAUGCCUAGCCAUAAAACAGACCAAUUUAUUCUGGACAAUUGCAAAACUAUCUACUUUGCAGGAUCUGAGACCACUGCUCUAUCAGCAUCCUGGACCCUAAUGCUACUGGCAUUACAACCCGAAUGGCAAGAACGCGUUCGUGCUGAGAUUGUUGAGGCCUGUGGGGGUGUUGAUCAGCUGCAUCAUUGCUUGCAAGACGUGGAUAAAUUGCGCAAGAUGAAAACGCUGACAAUGGUGAUUCAAGAGAGCCUGCGCCUUUAUGGACCUGGAGUCAUAAUGGCGAGAGAAGCUCUUGCAGAGAUGAAGUUGGGGGACUUAGAUGUGCCGAAAGGUAUUCACAUAUGGACAUUCAUUCCAGCAGUGCACCGCGACCCUGAAAAUUGGGGUUCGGAUGUUAAUGAGUUUAAGCCGGAGCGGUUUGCAAAUGGGGUCUCAGAAGCAUGCAAAUAUCCCCAAGCAUACAUGCCAUUUGGUUAUGGGAGUCGGUUGUGCAUAGGCCAGACUUUUGCCACGCUACAGUUGAAGAUAGUUCUCUCCCUGGUUCUAUCCAAGUUCUCCUUUUCCCUUUCUCCAAAUUAUCAGCACUCCCCUGUUUAUAAAAUGUUAUUGCUGCCUGAACACGGAAUCAAACUCCUUGUUCGACGCGUGAGAACAUAAAAUAAUCACAUUUUUAAUAAGGGAGACUCAUAUUCAGUACGAUAUGUUAUCACUGUAUGUUAUAAACAUACAUUACUCAUAUCGUUAUCCAUCUCAUACAUAUUUGGAUUGAUCAAUAAUAAAUGUUAAUUACUGGCGAGUUUGAGAUUGUUGUGUUUUUUUUUUAACUACUUCUGUUGUGCUUUAAGAAUACUCAGUUGUAAACUAAAGUAGUUGACUGUUUGAUAAACUGUAUUUUUAAAAA